Cylicostephanus goldi is the source of this 611-nucleotide messenger RNA. Lineage: Eukaryota; Metazoa; Nematoda; Chromadorea; Rhabditida; Strongylidae. The record is from the annotation of a GenBank genome assembly.
AUGUUUCAGCGAUUGCCUUUUUUUGCAAUUUCUCUGCCUGCCAAAUUUCGCAGAACAAAUCAUGGCAAGAUGAUGUAUGAUAAUCUGGUAAAAAAUAAAGACAGGCUGACAACGCCUUUUGACAUUCACGCUACCCUUAUGGAUCUCCUUCAGCUCCCAAAAGAUUUAAUCACUAUGCAAGACCCUAAGAAACGAUCUCUGUCACUCUUCCGUCCAAUUCCAGAAUCGCGCACUUGUGCACAGGCUGGCGUGGAUGCGCACUGGUGCACUUGCUUGAACUGGAAAAACGCCUUAAGCACUACCGAAGACAAAGAAAUAUCACGGAAGCUGGCUGUUGCCGUUGUAGACGUAAUCAACGGGCAGCUGAAAGAUGUGUCCCAUCUAUGUGCUACGCUCUCCUUACAGAAGCUUCUUGAUGCGAAAAAGCUAGUAUCGAACGAGAAUUUGCUGAAAUAUAAAAACGUAAAGGAUAAGGACGGCUUUGUUCCGGACUUGAGUGGAGACACCAAGAUUGCUUUCGCUCACUAUCAAAUCAAACUUCGAACUAAGCCAGGAAAUGCGAUUUAUGAGGUGUGUAAAAUACGAAAUACGAUCUUAACGAGAACUUAGUC